Lachnellula hyalina is the source of this 1149-nucleotide messenger RNA. RefSeq lists its product as uncharacterized. The record is from RefSeq and is a predicted model, not a curated record. The transcript is spliced from 2 exons. Lineage: Eukaryota; Fungi; Ascomycota; Leotiomycetes; Helotiales; Lachnaceae. The coding region runs from base 1 to 1149 and encodes 382 amino acids.
AUGACCCAGCCAACUACCAACACCCAACCCUCCAGAAUGGACAUCAAUAGAAUGCUCAAUCCUUCAGCAGGUAACAGGGACAGCAGUGCUGGUUUCUUUUCUGGGGCCGGGGUAGAGGAUAAGAACAAUGACGAGGAGAAGGACCAGGGUGGCGAUGUGGCUCAUCGAAUGGACUUGAGUUCGAUCCUUAAUCCCUCGAACAGUCAUUUGAACAGCACUUCUAAGGACGAGGAAGUUAACCCGACUGUCAAAGAUAAGCAAAUAUCGAGAGACUCAUCGAUGGACUGGAACCUCGACGAAUGCAAGCUGCCCCCUCCGAAGAUGGAAAUGCUUCAGCAGCCAAACGAUCACGGUUGUUAUGGCUCUGGAGAAUGUUCCAAAGAAAGUUCCAACGCAUUACUUCUUUCAGUUACACCUCAAGACUUCCAUCUCAGGAAGACUACUCCAGACCCUCGAAGACCGAGAAGAAGCCCUAGCCAAAGCGAGCCUCGCGGUAUUCAAAAGCGCCAUCGAGACUUACCGACGAGGAGCAAUCUCCCCCAAGUUCGUCCGAACGGAGGUAUGAAUUCGGAAGAGGUCCGACUAAACACUCGAACUUCGCCAGACCGGCGCCGCUCUUGUCCCAAUAGAGAGUUAGGAGCAUCCUCGGCGGACGCGGGUCAACACUUCAAACAGCCUAAACCACACAAACCUCCUCAUUCAAAUAAAGCGUACACCCCUGAACAGAUUGACUGGAUCCGUUAUUUGAAGGAAGACUGCAAGCACAAAUGGAAAGAGCUCCCAUCGCUGUUUGCAUUGCAAUUCCCCGGUGUUUAUGGCUAUGAUUCUAGGACAUCCGAUCAAUGCUUCUCCUCACGGGGUUACAGGGACAACAGGAGACCACUGACCGAUAAGGACUGGAACCCUAUCCUGAAUGAGAACGGAAAGGUUACAUGGGUAGAGGCCUUAGUCCGGGAGAGGAGCACGUCCGAAGGAAUGGAGUUAGACUACCCAUUUACCCUCGUCGAGUUACACCCCGAGCGUGCGGUCCAAUACGAGUGGGUCAGCGAGGAACAUAAAGCUAUGGCCAGAAGAAUUUUGAUAUCACCGCCUCUGGUAGGAAGUAAGUACCCAGGCUUACCAUCUAUGACCCUCAAUAAAGAAUGCUGA